AUGGGGCAGGAACAGGCAAAAUGGGUCUCUGUCCCCCCCCCAGCUCUGCAGCUGCCGCUGGUGAGCGACGGCGGGGGCCGGGCCGUGCUCCCCGAGGGCACCCAGCACCCGCCGCCCCCCUCCCGCCCCCGCAACAUGCUGGGGCUGCCCCAGCCGCCCUUCCUGGUGCCCCGCAGCAUGGAGAGCAUCGAGAUCGACCAGAAGCUGCAGGAGAUCAUGAAGCAGACGGGCUACCUCACCGUGGGGGGGCAGCGCUACCAGGCGGAGAUCAACGACCUGGAGAACCUGGGGGAGAUCGGCAGCGGCACCUGCGGGCAGGUCUGGAAGAUGCGCUUCCGCAAGACGGGCCACGUCAUCGCCGUCAAGCAAAUGCGGCGCUCGGGGAACCGGGAGGAGAACAAACGGAUCCUGAUGGACCUGGACGUGGUGCUCAAGAGCCACGACUGCCCCUACAUCGUCCAGUGCUUCGGCACCUUCAUCACCAACACCGACGUCUUCAUCGCCAUGGAGCUGAUGGGCACCUGCGCCGAGAAGCUCAAGAAACGCAUCCAAGGUCCCAUCCCCGAGCGCAUCCUGGGCAAGAUGACGGUGGCGAUCGUGAAGGCUCUUUUCUACCUGAAAGAGAAGCACGGGGUGAUCCACCGUGACGUCAAACCCUCCAACAUCUUGUUGGACGAGCGGGGUCAGGUCAAACUCUGCGACUUCGGCAUCAGCGGCCGCCUCGUCGACUCCAAGGCCAAGACCCGCAGCGCCGGCUGCGCCGCCUACAUGGCCCCCGAGCGCAUCGACCCCCCCGACCCCACCAAGCCCGACUACGACAUCCGCGCCGACGUCUGGAGCCUCGGCAUCUCCCUGGUGGAGCUGGCCACGGGGCAGUUCCCCUACCAGAACUGCAAGACGGAUUUCGAGGUGCUGACGAAGGUGCUGCAGGAGGACCCCCCGCUGCUGCCCCCUGCCAUGGGCUUCUCUGGGGACUUCCAGGCCUUCGUCAGGGACUGCCUCACCAAGGACCACAGGAAGAGACCAAAGUACAACAAGUUACUGGAACACAACUUCAUCAAGCGCUACGAGACGCUGGAGGUGGACGUGGCCUCCUGGUUCAAGGACGUCAUGGCCAAGACAGAGUCCCCUCGCACCGGCGGUGGCCUCAGCCAGCACCACCUGCCCUUCUUCACCAGGUAGCACCCGCCGCCCGCCCCCGCCCGCGCCGGCCGUGACGCCCGCCGUGGCCGUGACACCCUCCCGUGACGCCCGCGGUGGCCGUGACGCCCGCGACGGCCACCGCGUGCCCCGGCAGCCACCCGGACACCCGCGGCACGACGCGUCCCGGCGCGUCCUGCCGCGUCCCGGUGCGCCCUGGCGUGUCACGGCGCAUCCAAGCCUGUCACAGUGUGUCCCAGGACAUCCCGGUGUGUCCCAGCGUGUCCCCACGUGUCCCGGCACGUCCCAGUGUGUCCUGGUGUGUCCCUGGUGUGUUCUGACGUGUGACAGCACGUCCUGGCCUGUCCCAGUGUGU
Molecule: messenger RNA, 1516 nt
Organism: Harpia harpyja (harpy eagle)
Lineage: Eukaryota; Metazoa; Chordata; Aves; Accipitriformes; Accipitridae
Gene: MAP2K7
Product: mitogen-activated protein kinase kinase 7
Biological process (GO): protein phosphorylation
Molecular function (GO): protein kinase activity; ATP binding
Source: RefSeq, a predicted model, not a curated record